This is a messenger RNA of Fusarium falciforme, 1755 nucleotides long. RefSeq lists its product as hypothetical. The record is from RefSeq and is a predicted model, not a curated record. The transcript has a single exon. The coding region runs from base 1 to 1755 and encodes 584 amino acids. Lineage: Eukaryota; Fungi; Ascomycota; Sordariomycetes; Hypocreales; Nectriaceae.
AUGAACACCAACAAUCAAGGUACGAGGUCCAAAAGACCACAGCCGCCUUCAUCAUCAGAGCAGGACAAGUAUACACGUCCUCCACGCGUCAGCUUCGGCGUCGAGCUAGAAUUUCUCGUCUUUUAUCGAACGAAUGGUAUUGAUGACGAAAGUGUAAGCGGCCUCCCAUCCGUAGAAUCCACCAAAAUACCGGUCACAGACAGGAUAGCUCAGAUGCUGAGGGGGCACGGCUUAGAUGCAUAUACAAAAGACGAAGAACAAGACGACCGUGAUGAAUCUAGUCCCCUUGGGUGGCUAGUCGACACUGAUGGCUCGGUGUCGGAACCCGGUCUGCCGGAUGACGGUUCCUUUGGUGCCACUGGUUGGGAGUCUGUUGAAUUGAAUAGCCCGCCGCUAUAUUCUUGUGAUGAAGCAUUCCGGCUUCUCGCGGCCGUUGUCCGACUAUUGACGACCAACUUCCGGGUUCGUGUCAAUCAAAGAUGCGGAAUGCAUGUUCACGUCGGGAAUGGCCCUCACCAUUUGGAUAUGAGGGCUGCAAGGAAUUAUGCUGCUCUCAUCUGGGCAACGGACAGUGUUUUGUCCACCCUUCACUGCCCAGGCAGGAGUGCAGCCAAGUAUUCCAACUCGAACCGCCGCCUCGCAUACACGGAUCUCUCGAAAGGUAUGGAUGCAAAGGAGGCUCACGACAUCGUUGCUAACCACGCAUCGAGCUGGAUUCCUCGGUAUCUCGGGCGAGCGAGGAAGUUGGGGGAAGCCCCCGUUGUGUCGCGUCAAAAGCUUCGCCAGCACAUCAAGGAACAGGAAAAGAAUCGGGAUCAGGACUUUGCGGCCUUGGAUCCCGAGUGUCCCAGUGAUGAUUCAGACUGGGAGGCUCCCAAUAGCAAGCCCUUUUACCGGCCCAAGAAGCCGGAUUCUCAGGCACGGAGAAACAGACGGCGGAUACCAGGCGGCGACUUCCGGCUAAAGGAAGAAGGGGAGGAAGCGCGACUCGAUGGUGAAACCAUCACACGCGAAUUACCCCCUCAAGUUGACUUUGGCCUUGUCGGCCUGGAUCCUCCACCUUCGCCUUCGCCCGGUUCAACGCCGAAACCGUUCCUGGAGGAAGGACGCCCGAGGCAGAAACAACUCGAAAUAGAGAAGAUUCUGGAGGACCCUAAGAUCGUGGCUCGGCAUGAUGAGCCGACCUGGUACCCAGCUGCAAAGUCGUGGAAGCCCACCUGGCCGGGGGUCAAGGAGCUUCUCUCCUGUGAUGCCGGUGUGCAUCAAAUUGCACUGUUGAUGAGCAGGAAUGAAGAGGAUGACCGGUAUGCCAGUAGCAACUGGGCGACGAACACUCUCGAUGGCAUGACCCCGGGCGACCAGCGCUCCAGAGGCGGCCGGCGUACCAUCGAGUGCCGUCUUGGGUGUGGCAGCUUGGAUGCGGAAUGGGUCGUAACCUGGACAAAGAUCCAGUGCCGCCUCCUCGAAUGGGCACGCGACGCAGACCCUUCGGCGUUUAUGGAAGUGCUCUGCAAGCUGGCGAGAGACGAUCACUCGGACGAGUGUACGUACGACAUCGUGGACCUGCUGAGAGACCUCGGCAUGUACACCGAGAUCAAGAUUUGCGAGAAGCGUCUUGAAAGGGCAGAGGAGGCCUGGUAUGAGUGCAUGCUCUUCGAAGAUCCUCCCCAGGUUCCCUUCAACAUCAACCAGGGGGGUGCCUCCUCUGGUGCUAGCAAUGAGGACGACUCUGAGGACAUAUAUGACACGAACUAG